This is a messenger RNA of Xiphias gladius (swordfish), 1454 nucleotides long. RefSeq names its product serine/arginine repetitive matrix protein 2-like. The coding region runs from base 93 to 1388 and encodes 431 amino acids. The transcript has 4 exons. Lineage: Eukaryota; Metazoa; Chordata; Actinopteri; Istiophoriformes; Xiphiidae. The record is from RefSeq and is a predicted model, not a curated record.
AAAUGCUGCCUGUCUUCCACACACACCUGCAGAGCAAGUAGCUUCAGGGCAGUUGGGCUACAGUUGGGCUACAGUUGCUUUGACCAGGCUGAAUGCAGUGGUGCACAGAAAUGGCUUGUGGAGUUCAUUUGGGGAUCUUGCUGAUUUUAGUUCAAGCAGAGCAUGUGCGCUGUCUAUGGGCUACACAAGCUUGGCCUUCCCAGAGGCAACAGGACAACGGCCUAAGAAGACUUGACAGCAGCUAUCCCCAGAAUCAAUUCAGACAGGCCUCCAUUUCUCUAGGCUCAGCCCAGAGCAGUAGCCUCCAUCCAGAAACUGCAGUUGGCAGUGGUUAUAACCAGGGACUUUCCCGUAGUAGCUACACACAAACUGUCUCUCGGCCAGCUCAGAGUGGCUAUGCUUCAGCCGGGUUGAUACAGAGCAGCUUGGUGUCAAAGCCUAACAGGGAAACAAUGAAGCGGGUGAAUGUUCAAAAGGUGCCAAACAAUUCCUUUGGACUUUCCACCUCUAUUGCUAGUGGAAGUUCUGUGAGUCUGUACAGUCAAAGCCAGAACGAGCACACUAUCAGCAAGGGGAAAACUUGGCCAGUUCAGCAGGGUACACAGCGUGCUGGACAAUAUCUGUCCAGCAGUUCUGCAUCUGUUCAGAGUCCUUCUAGGGAGAGAGCCUCAGACAAAUCAGCCCCCCGCGCUAUGAAGUCUUCCAGCCUGUUCAGUGCAGUUGCUCAUGUGCCAAUGGGGGACUCUGUACAGAGGCCCACAUUAGCCAGAGCCCCUGCUAGAAGAGUGUCCUCACAUCGUAGCGCUGGAGCAUCUAAACGCUCCCGUUUCUCCAGCCAGACUCUGGCUGGACAACCAUACCAGAACAAGCUGUUUCCUGUGAAUGGAGAAAAUGCCCAAGGAAGCUACAAGCCUACUUCCAACAUGGCUUCAAGCCAUGCGCGUUAUACCCAGUCUCUUCCAGCACACUACAAACAAAAUCCUGCUAGUUUUGAGCCACACAGUCUAAAAAUGCCCACAAGCCAGUUUACCUACAAACCCGGCUUCUCCUCCACUGAGCAGAUCCCCAGCAGUGAGAGCUCUGUCCAAGCACUCUGGAACAGAAACUGGGCCCAGGGAACUCAAAACGCCGCUGCCUCCGGGAGCAGCAGAGCGGGAACCUCUUCUCAGCGCUUCGCCCCAACCAGAACCCACAACAUCCCAAAAAGCUUCGGUGGCUUUGCUAUCAGAAGGCUGAGAGGGCCUGACGCCCAGAAGAAAGCUGGUAUCCAGAAGCCUCGGGAGACUUACACACUUCCCCCACGGCAGACUGCACCUUAUGAGCCAAAGGAUCCCAGUGUCCAUCAGGCGAGCAAAUGGAAGAGGAUCAGGCUGUAUCAGGGGCCUUAGCAGGUGUGGAAAGAAUGGAUAACCCUUGACUUCACUAGUACUUCAAAAUAAAAUUUAUCUCUUUAA